This is a messenger RNA of Phytophthora nicotianae INRA-310, 1751 nucleotides long. RefSeq lists its product as hypothetical. The record is from RefSeq and is a predicted model, not a curated record. Gene Ontology annotation, molecular function: protein binding. NCBI's taxonomy places the organism in Eukaryota, Oomycota, Peronosporomycetes, Peronosporales, Peronosporaceae. The transcript is spliced from 8 exons. The coding region runs from base 64 to 1380 and encodes 438 amino acids.
CAGCACGGCUGCUCAGCACUGCAUGGCGCGGCGGCGUCUGGCCAACUGGACGUGGUGCAAUGGAUGGGCUCGCAUGGCAGCGUGGACUGGAGCGCCACUGACCACGAUGACCAGACAGCGUUGCACUAUGCGGCCUUCUACGGCCACCUGGAGGUUGUACAGUUCCUAGUGGAGAACGGAGUGCCGCUAGACGCGCCUGAUAAGUUUGGUCGCCUGGCACACUGCUCUGCCGCCAUUAAUGGCCACCUGGACGUGGUCGCGUAUUUGUUGGAGGAGUGUCCCAGUCCCAUUGAUAUUAAUGCGGUCGACGAGUAUGGAGGCACUUGUUUGCAUUGGGCGGCAUCGAAGGGACGCAAGGAGGUCAUCCAGUACCUUUGUAUGAAGGGCAUCGACAUCCACAUCACGAGCUAUGACAACAAGACGGCGUACCAGAUCGCGAAGGACAAACACAAGCAGAAGUGCGUGCAGUUUCUGAAGAGCUGGUACGAGACGUCACAGAAAUUCGUGCAUGCGGCGGAAGAGGGAGACGACGAAGAAAUUGCGCGAAUUAUCGCCGAUAUCAACGGAGCUUACCCUUUGCGGUUUAUGCGCGACAAGAACGGCAAAAACGCCAUGCACUGGGCUGCAGAGUUCGGACAUUUGUCUACUCUGAAACUCUUGAGCGAACACUUCGCUGUGUGGACGGACGUUGACAAGUUUGGCCGCAAUGCACUGCACAGUGCUGCGCUUGGAGGCAACAAGGAGUGCGCGUUUUGGCUCAUUCGAAAGGCUCAAGACUCGUCAGAGUUUCUUUCGUUGACUCUGACGAACAAGAGUCCAUCGCGCUGUGCAUUUGAAGCCGGCCACAGCUCUCUUGCUAAUUAUCUGCAAGCAUGGGAGGAAGGCAAUGACGACUACUCAACGAAUGACGAGACGUCAGCGUCGUUGCUGGAGCACGAUAAUGGCCGCUCUAUAGGCGAUGAAGAGGAAAACGUCGCUCCAAGAAGCAGAAACAUCGAGACCGUUUACAACUGGCUCAAAUUCUUCAAAAUGGAAGAAUACGCACAGAAUUUUGAGAAAGAUGGAUUCGAUACGCUGCGUGGUGUGGCUACUAUUGACGAGGAUGACCUUAUCGACAUGGAUGUGAAAAAGGGCCAUAGGCGCGUGGUGCUAUCUCAUAUCGAGGAGCUACGCAACCAAUUGACGUUGCUGGACGAAAACGCGGAAGUUGCUGGGAUGGAGCCCCUUUCAUCACCGACAAUAAGCAUGCUUCCACCCAUCACGAAGCAGUCGUCAAUGUCCAGUAUUGUUAGUGCGCCUGGUGCAGGAGGAGAGGCUAUUCCUCAUCGAACAGAGCGACGAGGAUCAAUCACAGCACCUCCCCCGCCAACAGACGUGUAGGUAGACAGCUCUCUGGUUGCCUUCUUUGUUCUCUUCUCUUCGAUGGAGGUUCCAGUGCCUGAAGAUGGGAAAGACAAGCGCAAGGUCGAGAUAUUGGAAUCUCGUCGAUGGUGGAGAUGACGGAGGAAGGAGAGCUUUAAUAUGUUUUUUGGGCGUAGCCUUUCUUAUAUGUUGGUUAUAACAUGUUAUUUUCCUCUCUCUGUUCCGGUGGUCCUGGAUCAGCGAGUCGACUUGUCGGCAAAUGGACUGCAGCCUGCCAUAGUGCAGUAAGUGUCGGCGAAUUUGGUGACAUCGCAGCUUCAAGAAGCAAGAUAACCAGGUAAGAAUCGUACUAGUAUUGAAUAACGGAAGAUAAGAGCUUGUGGAUGUAC